AUCAACCGUACCGCAAAGAUAGAGAGUAAACAAACUCUGUUUCAAAUUCAAUUAGGUUUACUAGGGAAAAUAUUAGGUGUUUAACUUUACUCAUAAACCCAAUUGUCUAGGGUUUUACCCCGGUAUAAUCAACAAAUCAAGACAAUGGAUCUCAAAGAAAACGUAGCCGAGACGACGACACAAGGAGACUCAAGCAAAUUGAUGGAGGCAAGAGAACCUAUGGAAGAAUCUUCGCCUGUUGCUUCUGCUUCCCUGACAAAACGUAAGGCCGAGUCUGACCAGGUUGAGCAGAGCGGCGGUGAGGCUCAAGAGAGUGGUGAUGGGAAUGAAGAGAGCGGCGAUGAGGCUGAAGAGAGCGGCGAUGAGGAUGAAGGAAGUGGUGAUGAGGAUGAAGAGAGUGGUGAUGGGGAUGAAGAGAGCGGCGAUGAGGCUGAAGAGAGUGGUGAUGGGGAUGAAGAGAGUGGUGAUGGGGAUGAAGAGAGCGGCGAUGAGGAUGACUACGUAGACCCUGAUGAGGAGCUCUUACAUCCGACAUGGUGGAAAGUCCCUGAAUGGGAUGUGGACAGCUUCGAUGGUCUCGAGUACGAUUCCUCUGAAUAUAAAGAUGAAUUCCCCGAUGAAGAAGAUGAAAAAGAAUGGCGCCGCUUUAAGCGUCAGCUCAUCGAGAAUAAGGGUUUUUAUGUGGAUCCUGAGCUUUGGUCAAUGUACAACUACUCUGAUUACAAAGUCGUCCCUAAUUUGGAUUUGGAUGCGGGUUUCGACCAAACCUACGGCGAGUACUUUGCAGAGAUGGCUUGUCUCUGUCUCAAAAAGUACAACAAAGACAAGGGAUCGAAUGUGGAGUUUGUGGAAGUGGUGAGAGGUAUAUUCACAGCAGGAUCUAGAUCAAAGUCGUACAUUACAUUUAUGGCUAAGGAGAAACCUGAUGGACCUCUUGUUGAGUAUCAAGCUAAGGUUUGGUCUACUGUCAUUCAAAACGAGAACUAUCCCAUUCUCUGUAGACCGGCUCCUACAGCAAAGCCUUCCAACCAGAAGUAGUAAAGCUAAGUUCUUUUCUUUCUGGAACUGGAAACUGGACUGAUGGAUACAGAGAUGACGCUCGCAAUAGGGCAUCUGAUAUAUGUGGUUGUGUAAACAUUUUAAUUAAUUUACUACUCAAGAAACUUCCCUUUUGUUCCCAAUAAUAUCUAUAGAUAUGAUGUUUGAGUGCCUAUUUGUUAUCUAUACUAAAUAACUUCCGUAGUAACAAUCAUUUUGCCUAUUA
This is a messenger RNA of Camelina sativa (false flax), 1264 nucleotides long. RefSeq lists its product as uncharacterized. The record is from RefSeq and is a predicted model, not a curated record. Lineage: Eukaryota; Viridiplantae; Streptophyta; Magnoliopsida; Brassicales; Brassicaceae.